Sinocyclocheilus anshuiensis is the source of this 1690-nucleotide messenger RNA. RefSeq names its product V-set and transmembrane domain containing 2 like b (gene vstm2lb). The transcript has 4 exons. Gene Ontology annotation, cellular component: membrane. The coding region runs from base 24 to 731 and encodes 235 amino acids. The record is from RefSeq and is a predicted model, not a curated record. Lineage: Eukaryota; Metazoa; Chordata; Actinopteri; Cypriniformes; Cyprinidae.
UCUGAUGAGUGCAUAGAGCAGGAAUGGGCUCGUUUGGAGAGAUGCUGUGGAUUAUACACUCAGUGGGACUUUAUGCCCAAAUCAGCGUGAAUUUGGCAGUGGACAAUCCCGUAUCUGGAAACGCUCUUUUCACCGAGGUUCCUCAUGACGUGGUCUCUCAGGCUGGAGAUGAUGUGGAGAUGGCCUGCUCCUUCAGAGGUGUUAGCUCCUCCUCCGUCUCCUUGGAGAUCCAGUGGUGGUACACCAGACACAGCAGAGAGUGGGCGGAGCAACCAGCAUGGACAACCAAUCAGGUGGUUUCACAGGAAAACACACCAAAGGGGGCGACUAAAAUAAGCGUGGUAAAAGUGGUUGGCAGCAACAUCUCACAUAAGCUUCGUCUGUCUAGCGUCAGGCCAUCAGACGAGGGAACGUACGAGUGUCAGGUCAUCGACUUCAGUGAAAGCCGAGCCCAGCGGCACAGAGUUCAGGCGUAUCUGCAGGUACAGCCAGACAUCCUGAGUCCCGUCCACAACAGAGACCAGAAGAAAGAAGAGGAGAAGAACACGUCAGAGCAGAACGCAGGUCCUGAAGACCACCAGAAGGGCCACCAUAAGAAAGAAGAAGAGCAGAGGACGUGGCAAGUGGCUCAUCAGUUUUAUAAAGAGGAUCAUCAUCAGCUCCACGAGGGGAACAAGACAAGAGCGGGGAAGAAACAGCAAUCAGAGAGCAGAGAUGUGAAGACAGAGUGACUGUCCUGCUGAAAACUGCACGUGAGAAGAGAGACGCCUCGAUAAACUAGAACAGUCCUGAUGUUACAAACCAUAUCCUGACACAAUUUGUCCGCAUAAUUAGUCUUAACAUUAAUUUUAUUGCGAACUGAAACGGAUUUGUGCUUCUUCUAUCAAAAAGAACCAGCAAUGUGUAGAUUUAAAGGGAUAGUUUGCCUAAAAAUGAACAUUCUGUCAUCAUUUACUCAUCCUCGUGUCAUUUCAGACCUCUUUGACUUUCUGACAAAUUGAUUCAAACUAUUUAAUAGCUUUUAGAAUUGAACCUACUCACUUUUGGAACCAUUUCUGUUUGCUGGUCAUCUUAAAAACACUAGGAAGUCAGCAAACGUUUGUUUUCUUUGCGUUGCACGUCGAUAUAAAAGUUCAGGUUUUACUCCGGCUACACCUCUCCUGAUUUUUUGGUCAUCUGGUCAUCGUAAGGAGAGGAGAAGAAUAGGAUGAAUAAAACAGCAGCAGAAAUGAGAGCUGAUUAUUAAUGACUGAGAAGAAAUGAAGAGGGUGAAUUUAGCUGAGGGCAGAGAGUGACAUAUUAAUGUAUUCAUUAAAAAGGAAGGACAGAUAAGGACUGAAUGUAAUAUAUUAUUUGUGUUAGUGAUGUUUACCUUUACUGAUCUAUACUCCUACACAUUUUAUUUGUAUGUGAUUUUCAUUUGUUUAGCUUGUAUCAUGACAAAAUUGUGUUGCGCACAAGAUGGUAAAUGGCUGUGUGUGUGUGUGCUUUAUAAGACUUAGAAAUAGAGCUACAUUUCUAAAUGGGCUUUUCCAUUAAUGUUGAACAGUUGAACUGCAGUUUUCUGACGUUAAAGUGAUUUUAAUGAUGCAUCUUCUGUAUAUCCGCUUUGAUGUUCUGUAUGGAAGCAGAUGUUUCAGUUAUGUAACUUUAUGGUAUUUCUGAAGAUACACUCUAAAAAACGGAUAAA